Cercocebus atys (sooty mangabey) is the source of this 1209-nucleotide messenger RNA. RefSeq names its product 40S ribosomal protein S10-like. Gene Ontology annotation, molecular function: structural constituent of ribosome; RNA binding. Bases 286 to 783 code for a protein of 165 amino acids. The record is from RefSeq and is a predicted model, not a curated record. Gene Ontology annotation, cellular component: cytosolic small ribosomal subunit. Lineage: Eukaryota; Metazoa; Chordata; Mammalia; Primates; Cercopithecidae. The transcript has 2 exons.
UUCAGAGGCGCCACUGGACCCUGCGGAAUGAUGCUCAGAGUCAGCUAGUCUCAAAGGCGCUCCUCAGCGUGUUUACCGUGUGCCAAGGACUGUCCUAGGCAUGAGCCAGACAGUGGUGAGGAAAACACAAAGCCCUGUCCUACUGGCGCUCCGGGUACAUAAGGAACAGACAAAUAAGCGAGCUAUAUAUAUAUAUAUAAUAUUAAAGAAAUUCUGGUGGAGUUCGAGUUCCAUCGGCCCCCCAUCCGGGCCACCCUGCCGCCUUAGCGGCUGCUCCUCCCCAGAAUGCUUAUGCCUAAGAAGAGGCUUGCCAUUUAUGAACUCCUUUUUAAGGAGGAAGUCACCGUGGUCAAGAAGGAUGUCCACCUGCCUAAGCACCUGGAACUGGCAGAUAAGAAUGUGCCCAACGUUCAUGUCAUGAAGGCCAUGCAGUCUUUCAAGUCCGGAGGCUACUACAUGAAGGAACAGUUUGCCUGGAGACAUUUCUACUGGUACCUUAUCAAUGAGGGUAUCCAGUAUCUUCGUGAUUAUCUUCAUCUGCCCCCAGAGAUUGUGCCUGCCACCCUACACUGCAGCCGUCCAGGGACUGGCAGGCCUAGUCCUAAAGGUCUGGAGGGUGAGCGACCUGCAAGACUCACAAGAGGGGAAGCCGACAGAGAUACAUACAGAGGGAGUGCUGUGCCUCCUGGUGCUGACAAGAAAGCCCAGGCUGGGACUGGGUCAACAACCGAAUUCCAGUUUACAGGCGGAUUUGGUCAUGGACGCCGUCAGCCACCUCAGUAAAAUUGAAAAGGAUUAUUUUGCAUUGAAUAAACUUACAGUCAAAAAACUUAAAAAAAAAAAAAAAGAAAAAAAUUAUAUGAUGUCGCAAAUGACCCCGUUGCAAUGAUCAUACAGGUUUUUUUCCUUUGAUAGUUUGUACUACUUUAAUAGUUUUUUCUUUUAUUACAUCAUCUUAAUUUCCUAAAAACGACAACGUGGUCGUGAUACAUGUUUAAUCCAUUGCUGGAUUAUUUGCUAAUAUUUUAUUUAGCAUUUUUGCAUAUAUGUCCAUAAGAAGUUAGUCUAUACUUUUACCUCCUUGUACUAUUGAUGUCUGGUUUGGUAUUAAGCCUACACUAAAUUCACAAUGAGUUGGGGAGAAUACCAUUUGCUUCUUUUUCUGAAAGAUGAUGUAGGCUGGGCACUGUGGUUCAUGCUUGUAAUUCU